Molecule: messenger RNA, 1879 nt
Organism: Pseudoliparis swirei
Lineage: Eukaryota; Metazoa; Chordata; Actinopteri; Perciformes; Liparidae
Gene: rpf1
Product: ribosome production factor 1 homolog
Exons: 9
Coding region: 86-1147 (353 amino acids)
Biological process (GO): maturation of LSU-rRNA; maturation of 5.8S rRNA
Cellular component (GO): nucleolus; preribosome, large subunit precursor
Molecular function (GO): rRNA primary transcript binding
Source: RefSeq, a predicted model, not a curated record
UCCGGUUCCGGUUGCGAGCACACGAACAGGAAGCUCGCUCCACACACGUGAAAAUAACUUUGGCAAAACAUACAGCCUACCCAAGAUGGACAUUACAGAGGUUUCCGUGAGUCAGGACAGCAAAUGGAAGAGAAAGAAGCCUAACAAGCCGAAAAACAAGAGUGGGAGUAAGGGGGGCAAUGGAGAAGCCGACACGAAGGAGGAGGUUAAAAUGGAGAAAAGCGAGGCAGAUGCUGCCUUCCCCCCCACCUUCAACGUGUCCGAAAUCAAGAAUAAACAGCGAAGACACUCCAUGUUCGUGAAAUACAAGCAGGAAAAAAGCAAGCUCAAGAUCCAGCUGAAGAAGAAAAAGAAAAAAGAAAGGAAAGCUUUAGGUGACAAGGCGCCGCCAAAAGAGGUGCCCAAGACGAUAGAGAACCAGAGGGUGUACGACGAGACGACAGUCGAUCCAGGAGAUGAAGAGAUUGCAUUUGACGAGGGAACUGAUGAGUUUUCUUCCUACUUCAAUGGGUUGACAAACCCUAAAGUGCUCAUCACAACAUCAGACAGACCAAGAGGGAGGACGGUGAAGUUUUGUGAGCAGCUGGCGACAGUAAUCCCGGACGCCCAUGUGUACUACAGAAGAGGUUUGGCCCUGAAGAGGAUCAUUCCUCAGUGCCUGGCCAGAAACUUCACCUACCUGAUGGUCAUCAACGAGGAUCGCAAAAUGCCCAAUGGUUUGGUUCUCUGUCAUCUUCCUGAUGGGCCGACUGCACACUUCAAGAUCAGCAAUGUUCGACUACGCAAGGAGAUGAAGAGACGUGGCAAAGAUCCAACUGAACACUUUCCAGAAGUGAUCCUCAACAACUUCACCACGCGGCUGGGUCACAGCAUCGGCCGGCAGUUUGCUGCCCUGUUUCCACAAGACCCUCAGUUUGUGGGGCGGCAGGUCGCCACCUUCCACAACCAGAGAGACUUUGUCUUUUUCAGAUUUCACAGAUACAUCUUUAAGAAUGAGAAGAAAGUUGGUAUUCAAGAGCUGGGACCUCGCUUCACCCUCAAACUGCGCUCUCUACAGAAAGGCACCUUUGACUCAAAGUUUGGGGAGUACGAAUGGGUCCUGAAGCGUCAUGAGAUGGAUGCCUGCAGACGAAAGUUCCAACUUUAAAUGCAGAAUAACAACCAUCUUUUGUGGUCAGGCAAGGACGGUUUAUUAACAAAGAUAUUACUGCAGUUUUUGGCUUUCCACAAAUGGACUUAGAAGUGGAUAUCCAGACUCUUUGUGGACAACUCGUUAUCACUUGUCCUUUCAACUAAACUUGAUGACAACACCGAUGACUGGAUUAUUUUUUUUGAUAUCACCAAGUUGAAACUCACUCUGAAAACCACUUCUUUAAAGCUACAUCUGCAGGCGAUGAGUGGGACGGGAGCCUGUGGGUUCAUCGCAAGGACUUUACCCUCUCUGUUAGUUUGGCGACCCCGGAGAGGAGACAUGCAGGCGCUCUACAUGAAUCCGAAUAACCUGAAUACAAGUGUAUAUGAAAAUUGUCCUGGUGUAUAGAGUUCCUUUCAAAUGUUUUUCCACAAACCGUAUGAAUGUGGCCCAAAAUGAGUGAGUCAUUGUGAACCUGCCCGCUGUGCAUGCCUACCUAUUACAUCCUGGUUGGUGCAAAUGAUCAAGAGCAGUGACUUAAAUGCCACAGUUCCUGGAAAUGGUGACGGGUUCAAAUUGUGUCCACAGUGCAGCCGCUUUAGUAUUUGAUAGGACUUUCAAAAAUAAUUAUGGAUGCUACGUAGAACACAUUGCAUAUACUCAUUUUAAUAAAACAUGUUGCUACCAGUUUCAAAUCUGUAAAUGUGUUUCUCAAUCAGGAAUGAAAAAUGUACGAUUCAAAAGGAA